This is a messenger RNA of Rubroshorea leprosula, 695 nucleotides long. NCBI's taxonomy places the organism in Eukaryota, Viridiplantae, Streptophyta, Magnoliopsida, Malvales, Dipterocarpaceae. The record is from the annotation of a GenBank genome assembly.
CUUUAGCUACGCCACUGAGUCUCAAGAGGGGGUGCAUAUAACAUCUUACUCAAGUUAACAUGCCUUAAUUUCAAUCUAGUUCCAAAGUGGACAAGAUCAUAGUGGGUCAGGCUGUUAAACUGGAAACACAAUCCAGACACACUCCAAAAGAAAAAAAAAAAAAAAAAAAAAAAAGAAGAGAAGAAAAAUGCUGCAGUGCAAGUUCAAGUUCUGUAAAAAUCAUAAAUUGCAGUUGCUGUAUUCUGUAACCACAAUCAUAUAUUACUGUCCUCAUUUCAAGAUAUUUUACUCAUCGCCUAACUGUAUUGAGUGCGCACCACAGUAUGUGAAAGUAGUUGCUGGUCCAAAAGCGGGGAUUGGUGAAAUGUGCUUCUCCAGCCAAAGCAAGCACAUAAUGGAGAUAAUCUAAGAUAAUGCGGAAAAUAAUAUAAAAUGCGCACCAAGUUGACUUGGAGUCUUGAUUUGCACAUCGGUUAUUAUCAUUUUCCAGGUUUCUGCUUCCUUCCCUUUGGCCUGAGACAAUUUGACCUACUACAACAAGCAGUGAUUUCUUGACUCUUUUUUUUUUUCCUUUUCCUUUUUGCUAGUGUUUACCAUCCACUAGUUGCUGCUUGGUUUUAUGCAAAUUCUAUAUCAGUGGUAGGUCAAAAGAGACCUUGGUGCAACUUUGGUUCUAAGAAAAUCCUUCCACAUUG